Molecule: messenger RNA, 635 nt
Organism: Paramecium pentaurelia
Lineage: Eukaryota; Ciliophora; Oligohymenophorea; Peniculida; Parameciidae
Source: the annotation of a GenBank genome assembly
AUGAAUUAUUAAUAAAAAUAAUUAGUGAAUAAGAACUUUUAGUAAUUCAAAAAAAAUUGUCAAGCUAUUUCUUACAUCUAAAAAGAAAUGAAUCUCUAAUCUCCCUAAUUUAUGGAAUCUUUAAGUUUUUGUUAUAAAAUAGAUUAUCUUAUCUUAAUUAUCGGAUUAAGGGUCUCAAAUAUUUAUUAUGAUGAAAAUCGCUCUCUAAAUUCCAUCAUAUAAAGUAAUCAGAACUUAUGACCUAAACGGUUUUGAGUAUUAAAGAAAGAUCUUGAAAUAAUAUUGAUAUUAAAAAGGAUUUGGCAAAGACUAAAUUCAAAGAUAUUGAUUUUAAAGGGAGGAAGGCUAAUUAUUCAUUCCUGAAAAUAUUAAAGAUUAAUUACAAUAUAGUUUAAUUAAAGAUACAAAAUAAUUUUCAGAAUUCAAUCUAAUUGAUUAUCCGGUACUUAUAAUUAAAAUUAAUUGGUCAACUCUCUUAUAAAUAACCUUUAAAUGGAUAUAAAUUAAUUAGUAUUAGAUUUCAAAGUUAUUUAAUUCAUAAUUAAGUUGUAUACCUUCCUUAAAGGAAAAGAAGUAUUUUUACCAUAUUUAAAUAAUUGAUUAUCUUUAAGAAUGGAAUGCUGAAAAAAGUUUGA